Pygocentrus nattereri (red-bellied piranha) is the source of this 6694-nucleotide messenger RNA. It is a transcript of the gene znf335, whose product is annotated as zinc finger protein 335. Gene Ontology annotation, biological process: positive regulation of neurogenesis; brain development; regulation of gene expression. The transcript has 28 exons. Gene Ontology annotation, cellular component: nucleus. Gene Ontology annotation, molecular function: RNA polymerase II cis-regulatory region sequence-specific DNA binding. NCBI's taxonomy places the organism in Eukaryota, Metazoa, Chordata, Actinopteri, Characiformes, Serrasalmidae. The coding region runs from base 1383 to 6092 and encodes 1569 amino acids. The record is from RefSeq and is a predicted model, not a curated record.
ACGAGCUGGGCGGCUUCGGCCGCCGCGGUGUGGCCGGGAGUCCGGAGCAGCGUGUAAAUAAACGGCUCCGAGCGAAUGGAGACGCUCCGUUGCGGUCGGCCGUGUUUACGGGUGUGAGCGGCGCGGCGGCCUGUGAGGCCGAGGCGACGGAGCUCGAGUCACGGGCUUGUUCGAAUUCCCCCGUUCCACCUUAAAUGGUGCGGAGGCCGUGGGGCCAGAAUGUAACUGCUGCACCAUUUAAGGUGGACCGGGAAAAUUCGAGCAAGACCGUGACUCGAGCUCCGUCCGAAGACGCGAAGGGCCGCGGUGUAAAAACGAACGACUGUCGCGCACAUGGAACAUAAUUCCCAAUCCCUAAUUCCAGCCACGUAACUGGCGUUCCUGGUCACUUCGGCUGCCUUGUUAGUUAGCUAAUGCUAUACACUGUAAGCUAGCACCGUAGUUAGCCAGCUAGCCAUGACGUAAAACCUGUUCGUUACAACCGGAAAAAGAUCUCGGCCCCGCGUUCAUCUCGGGGAGUGUAACUCUGCCGUUCUCGGCCCCGCGUUCAUCUCGGGGAGUGUAACUCUGCCGUUCUCGGCCCCGCGUUCCUCUCGGGGAGUCUAACUCGGCCGUUCUCGGCCCCGCGUUCCUCUCGGGGAGUCUAACUCGGCCGAUCUCGGCCCCGCGUUCCUCUCGGGGAGUCUAACUCGGCCGAUCUCGGCCCCGCGUUCCUCUCGGGGAGUCUAACUCGGCCGUUCUCGGCCCCGCGUUCCUCUCGGGGAGUCUAACUCGGCCGUUCUCGGCCCCGCGUUCCUCUCGGGGAGUCUAACUCGGCCGUUCUCGGCCCCGCGUUCCUCUCGGGGAGUCUAACUCGGCCGUUCUCGGCCCCGCGUUCCUCUCGGGGAGUCUAACUCGGCCGAUCUGGGCCCCGCGUUCCUCUCGGGGAGUCUAACUCGGCCGUUCUCGGCCCCGCGUUCCUCUCGGGGAGUCUAACUCGGCCGUUCUCGGCCCCGCGUUCCUCUCGGGGAGUCUAACUCGGCCGAUCUCGGCCCCGCGUUCCUCUCGGGGAGUCUAACUCGGCCGAUCUCGGCCCCGCGUUCCUCUCGGGGAGUCUAACUCGGCCGAUCUCGGCCCCGCGUUCCUCGGGUUUUCCGCGUUUAUCCGUAUGGCUUUGUCAGUCAUCAAAUAACUCGUAUUGUGUCCUGUGACUGUACUGUGGUUCUGACACAUGAUGCCUUCAGCAGUUUCGGUUAAGUCGAGGGUAGUCUUCCCCAGGUGUCCAGGCCUCGGCGUUCCUCCUCUCCGAAAUGAUUCGUUAUUGUCCCAGUGUGAAAGGGGCUUAGCAGUACUGGCCAUUCAAACACUGUCCAAGCAAGGACAGUCUCACUCAAAGAACUCGCAUGGAUUCAGAGGAGAUUGAAGUGGAGAGCAGCAGUGAUGUGGGCCAUUCAGGGAUGGAGGAGCCGUCUGAGAGUGGAAUGGGCAUGGAGUCGUCAGAGGCCAUGUCUGCCGACAGCAGCGACACGGCCACAAUGCCAGCUCUGGCACCAGAGUCUGACUGCCACGUUGGACAGAGUUCAGAAGGCCUUGUGGUUUUUAUCCCAGAAACAAGCUCCAGUACAGAUGUGCAUGGGAUCCAUCUCCCAGAUUCCUCCUCUGUUGCCCAGUCAACCAGCGUCUCCAGCGUCUCCACGGUGACCCAGUCUGUCCUGGUGUCCGAGUCUGCUCAGGUCCUAGUGCACUCUAGUGCUGUAUCUGAGGGAGGGAUGAUGGUGUCUGACUCAACAGCAUCAACAUCCUCAGACCUGGGCUCUGCCAUUGACAAGAUAAUCGAGUCCACCAUCGGGCCUGAUAUAAUGAAUGGAUGUAUAGCAGUUACCAGCGCAGAAGACGAUAGUGCUGAAGCCACACAGUACUUGAUCCUGCAAGGACCAGAUGAUGGAGCUCCUAUGGUUGCUCAGAUGUCUUCCUCAGCACUAUCUAGCCGCAUUGCCAUCGAAGCCUUAGCUGAUGGGCCCACCUCCACCUGCCUGGAUCAGGCUGACCUAUCAGAGGGCCUGCAGGGCAGUCUAGAGCCUGACCAGCCUGACCAACCCGGACACUCCAGCUACCCUGAACACGAGGAUGGGAGCAGCAGCAGCAGCCGGCCUGACCAGCCCCAACACUCGCAGUAUGUAGAAUGUGGAGGAGGAGGCGAUGACCCAGACCAGACUGGCGAGGCUCGGUACAUCGAGUGCUCUAGAGCAGAAGCGGAUGAGACACCUCGCCAGUCCCGGUUCGCAGACUAUGCAGUGAAUGGUUAUGUGGCUGAAUGCAGCGGCGCAGACAGCAGCCCUCAGAGGCGCUACGUAGUGGAAUGUAGUGAAAGCUAUCUGCCUGAGGAUGGACACGAGCAGCCCCAGCACUCUCGAUACAUUGACAGCAGUGUUGAUGAUGGUGAGCCAAGUCACCGCUAUACUGAACGUGUUUCUGCCUCAGAGCAAGACAGUAAUGCAGCAGAAGAACCACAGCACUCCUACAUGGCCCAGGACUCGCUAUAUGCAGAUGAUGGUGCUGUUCAGCAUUCACUGGCCGACACAGCCGGUUCCCAGCUGCCAGACCAGAUGGAGUGCAAUGAAAGCCAGGCCGGCCCGUACAUCAGCAGCAGUGGGACGUACUCUGCCCAUCCUGAACCUGAGGCAGUGCCACAGUGGUCCCCAGAGCCAGGCGGGUCAGCAGGACCCCAGGAGGACGACGUGGCUGUGGUGGAGUCAGGGGUGGCAGCUGGGCCGGGGGAGAGAGCUCCUGAUCUGGCCGAACUGGAAGAGAUGAUGGAAGUGGUGAUUGUGCAGCAAUUCAAGUGCAAGAUGUGCCCAUAUAAAAGUGUGUCCAAAGAUACGCUUAUUAAUCACAUGAGAGACCGACACUUCAAACCUCCUGGUGAUCCUCCUAAAAAGCGAGGGCGGGGAAGACCAAGAAAGGCAGAGACGCUGGCACGACAAGUAUCAGAAUCAGCAUCAGUGUCAGAGGUGAAGAAAGAAGAGCCACCAGAGGAGGAAGAUGACAUUGUUGAUGCAGGUGCCAUUGAUGAUCCUGAAGGUGACAGUGACUAUAACCCUGCAGACGAACAGCUCAGGGCAAGACCACCUCCACAUCGGCCAGCCCCUCCCUCCUGUUCGUCCUCUUCCUUCUCUUCUUCACGGAAACGACCUCGCAGGAUGGUGGGCCCACCUCGCAAAUUCCUUUUUCCCCAGAGUUACACAGGUCAGUCAGCAGCUGUGGCAGCACCAGGGUCUCAGAUAAGCAAUACAACAGACCCUCAGGCUCCUGAAGAGGCCACUUCCUCUGGGCUGGAGAAUGGAAAUGCCUCACUGUCCAAUGACUGUGCUGCAGAGCCAGGUGUCAGCCAAUCAGAUUCAGAAAAUAAAGACCCCUCAUCAAACACCGGGCGAGAGGAUGAGGAGUUUUUCCCAAGGAAGCGAGGACGGCCAUCAAAACGUUUCCUACGCAAAAAGUAUAAAAAGUAUAUAAACCGGAACAAGUACUAUAAAUCCCUCAAACCCCUGCUGAGACCUCAUAACUGCUGGAUCUGUGGAUCACGCUUUCUGUCUCAAGAAGACCUCCGAUUUCAUGUGGAUUCUCAUGAGGGCAGCGACCCUGAACGUUUCAAGUGCCUCCAAUGCAGCUACCGCUGCAAGCGUUGGUCUUCCCUUAAGGAGCACAUGUUCAACCACCAGGGUACCAAACCAUAUAAGUGUGACACAUGUGAUUACUCAAGUGUCUACAAGAAGGACGUGAUCCGACAUUCUGCUGUUCACAAUAAAGACAAGAGGAGGAAGACAGACGUGGCUUGUGAUGAUACUUUUCAGAUUCCGAAAGUGUCAGAGUUCCCAUGCCCUAUCUGCCACCGUGUGUACCCCAUGCAGAAACGCCUCACCCAGCACAUGAAGACACACAGCACAGAGAAACCACACAUGUGUGAUAAGUGUGGAAAGUCCUUUAAGAAACGAUACACUUUCAAAAUGCAUCUCCUCACUCAUAUUCAAAACUGUGGAAACAGUUUGUUUAAGUGUGAGUUCUGCGAGGUCACAUGCACUGAUAAGAAGCAACUGCUGAACCAUCAACUGUCCCACACCAACGACAAGCCUUUCAAGUGCGACUACUGCAAGUACUCCACAAGCAAAGAGGAUUUCCUAGUGUCCCACAUUGCUAUCAAGCACACUGGAGAGAAACCCUUCUCCUGUGACAUGUGCCACUUCAUGACCAAGCACAGGAAGAACCUGCGGCUGCAUGUGCAGUGCCGUCACCCCGAGGAGUUUGAAACGUGGAGCCAGGCCCAUCCUGAGGAACCGGUGCGGCGCCGCAGGAGACCCUUCUUCACUCUGCAACAGAUUGAAGAGCUUAAACAGCAGCAUGAGAACCAGGGGCUGCAGGGCACCAUCGUAUCAGUGGACCCUUUAUCUCUCCAAACAAUGGAGCCCAUGGGGAAUGCUUCUGUGUCCCAGGAUGCACUGGGAAACACCACCAUCAUCUAUGAGCAAGCACAGUCAUCUGACCUGUCUGCCCAGCAUGCUCUAGACCUCCUCUUGAACAUGAGCAAUGCCCGAGAGUUAGUGGGAAACUCGCUCCAGGUAGCUGUGUUGAAGUCUGAUGUGAAGACAUUAGAAACAGACUCGUGGUCUGAAGCAGAGUCCGCAGAUCACAGUUCAUCUCUGCAACCUCAGAAAGUCGUGACAUUCCACGUGUCUGAAAAUGGGGAGACACUUGUACAGGAGGCGUUUGAGACCGUGGCCGGAGCAGUGACUGAGGAGGAGGCAGCUGGAGGAGGCCAGGAGUUUACGCAGAUUGCUGUCAGCUCUUUUGAGAGUGCAGGAGAGUUCAGUGUGGUGCAGCAGGCAGCUGAAGAGAUUCAGAGCACUGGAACUGCUUAUAGCAGUGUGGAGGACAGCUCAGGUGAUCAUCAGGCCAUAGAGGUGAGCAGUGAAUCUGGCUCCAUCUCUACUCCACUGAAAGACAACAAAAAUAAGUUUUACCUGAGCUCCAGCUUGGCUGAUGGGGUUCUACAGCAAGUGGAGCUGUGCAGUGAGACCCCAGGCUCUCCAUCCCAGAGUUCAUCCUCCCAGAGCCAGCAGCUCAACACCAAGCGCUUUUCCUGUAGGGUUUGCAUGGAGACCUUUCAAGGCCGUUCUGACAUGGAGAACCACAAGAGGGCACAUGUGAACCCCAACACGUUCAAAUGCCCCGACUGUGAAUUCACUGCUAACUCUUGGCCAGAGGUUAAGACUCAUAUGGCCAAGCAUGCCUACCUGCGGCCACACACAUGCUCCCACUGCAGCUUUGCUUCUAAAAACAAAAAAGACCUGCGACGCCAUAUGAUGACCCAUACCAACGAGAAACCUUUCUCUUGUGAUGUCUGUGGACAGAGGUUUAACCGGAAUGGCCAUCUGAAAUUCCACAUGGAGAGGCUGCACAUGCAGGAUCCUCCCCCUCGCAAGCCCAGAUCCAACAGCUCCCAACAGACCAUCAUAGUCAACAGCGACGAGGAGGCCCUGGCGACUCUACAGACCUUGCAAGCUGGUCAGACUGUAAUCAGUUCAGAACAACUGCAGCAGGCUUUGGAGCAAGAACAUAUAAUCGUGGCGCAGGAGCAGGCUCUCUCAGACCAGGAGGAGGCUACAUACAUUCAGCAAAUAACCACAGUAGAUGGCCAGACUGUGCAGCACUUAAUGACAGCAGACAAUCAGGUGGCAGAGGUCCAGUAUAUAAUCUCUCAGGAUGUACAGCACUUGAUCCCACAGGAAUAUGUAGUGGUGUCCGAUGGCAAUCAUAUUCAGAUGGAAGAUGGGCAAAUUGCUCAUAUUCAAUAUGAGCAUGAUGGGACAUUUCUACAGGAACAGCAGAUUGCUCUGACUCACGAUGGGCAAAUCCAGUACUUCCCCAUCAGUGCUGAGCAGCAGAUAGUCAGCCCUGAGGAUCUCGAGGCUGCUGCUCACUCUGCUGUCACCGCUGUAGCCGACGCAGCCAUGGCCCAAGCUCAAACAGUGUACACCACAGAAGCCACGCCCGAGCAGCUGGAGCAGAUGCAGCAGCAAGGCAUCCAGUAUGACGUCAUCACCUUUACAGAAGAAUAGACACUCGUAUGGCUUAAGUACACAGCGCGCUGUCGUCAAGGAGUGUGAAUUCCCUCAGUCGCCAAAUUCCCUUUUCUGUAGAGAUUCCUAAACAGAAGACACAGCCUGCUGUUACGCUACUGCGAGUGCAGACAAGCAUUUUUUGUAUAUUCUGUAAAGUACAAUCAGAGAAUCAGUGGGGAGGUGCAGUAGUUAGUAUAACAAAAAAUCAUGCUUUGUAAUUAUUUAAAAUGAUUAAUCUUACUGUGCCUCCACUGUUCUGCUUUGUAAAAAUAUAUAGUAAGAAUGAAUGACAGAUUCAGUAUUUAAUUAAAUAUAAGCGUUGGCUUGGUAUGCUGUAGGGAAUGUUUGUGAAGAGUGCCUACAGGUGGUACUAGGUACUGUUUCUCUGUUUGAGAGUUACACCAGAGCAGAUUUAUGGACUUUUAUUUUGUGAUACAGUUUGCUAAAGUUGUGAGUUCUGAUGGAGUAGCGUUCAUUUUCCUUUUCAAGCCUGUUUUUUAUGUACAUAUGAAGAGUUUCCAGGAGGUUUUUUUGGCUUUGAGAGAUUGCAUUAAUGCUCAUACCAAAUAAAUCACUUUACCUAAGCUGUCUGAAAAGAA